Messenger RNA from Aspergillus steynii IBT 23096, 1000 nucleotides. Its product is annotated as LamB/YcsF family protein. Lineage: Eukaryota; Fungi; Ascomycota; Eurotiomycetes; Eurotiales; Aspergillaceae. The record is from RefSeq and is a predicted model, not a curated record. Bases 148 to 909 code for a protein of 253 amino acids. The transcript has 2 exons. Gene Ontology annotation, biological process: carbohydrate metabolic process.
ACAGUUGUCUGUGUGCAGGGAUUGAUCUAUACCAUUUGAUUUCCCUCAUAUCACAAUUUAUCGGCCUGUCCUUCCCGCUCAUUAUUUGAUUUAGUCCCAGAAUAGUUGGCUUUCGGUUCCAUUCGCGACACACCCCGGAGAACUACAAUGGCGCCGAUACAGCAAAAGGCAUUGCUCAAUUGCGACAUGGGAGAAGCCUAUGGCAAUUGGGCGUGUGGCCCCGACCUGGAGCUUCUCCCCAUGAUCGACAUCGCAAACAUUGCCUGUGGGUUCCACGGUGGCGAUCCAUUGAUCAUGAUGGAGACCGUCCGGAACUGUAAAGCCCACAAUGUUCGGAUGGGGGCUCAUCCCGGACUACCGGAUCUCCAAGGUUUCGGGCGACGGGAGAUGAAACUCUCGCCCGAGGAGCUCACCGCGAUGACCAUCUACCAGGUCGGAGCUCUCCAGGGCUUCCUGGAUCGUGAGAAUGUUCCUCUCAAUCACGUCAAGCCCCAUGGGGUGCUGUACGGGAUGAUGUGUCGCGACUAUGAGGUGGCCAAAGCCGUGAUGCAGGGAAUUCCCAAAGGCGUGCCAGUUUUCGGACUGGCCGGAACCCAAAUGGAAAAGGCGGCCACGGACCUGGGCAUAGAAUUCUGGGCGGAGCUAUACGGUGACGUCAAAUAUGAUUCACGAGGCAUGCUGGUGAUCGACCGAAAGAAGAAGCCCUGGGACCUUGGCGAUCUAGAAAAACACGUACGGCAGCAGAUCGAGGAGCAGUCGGUUACGGCAACCGACGGAAGCGUCGUCCAGCUACCGCUGAAGAAUUAUCCCUUGUCCAUCUGUUGUCACUCCGAUUCUCCGGGUUGCGUCGACAUCAUCACCACGACACGAAGGGUGGCGGACGAGUUCAACAAGAAACAUGGAAAAUAGCUACAUUUCUGAACAUGGUUGUGUAAAUAAGAUAGAUAUCGAAUGGCAUUCAUCAAGCCUGCGAGUCCAUCCCUACAAUGAUGAUGCAGAG